AUGACCGCUGAAGGCUUCUGUGUAAAUGUUAACAUGUGUGCACUACAUCUCCUCGCUGCGUAUAAGCAGUAGCAGACACACAGUCUGUGCUUCACUGUACACGGCUUCACCAUGAGACUGCAGCUCCCUAACCCAGGAUUAGAGCACCGGAUCCCCAACUAUGACGAGCUGGAGAAGAUGGAAAAAGAGGAGGCAGAUGGUCGGCCCCAGUGGGACAACAAAGCCCAAUACAUACUAACAUGUGUGGGCUUCUGUAUUGGUCUGGGGAAUGUGUGGCGAUUCCCCUACCUGUGUCAGAGUCAUGGAGGAGGUGCCUUUUUGAUCCCCUACCUGAUCCUGCUGGUGCUGGAAGGAAUGCCUCUCUUGCUGAUGGAGUUUGCCAUUGGCCAACGUCUGAGGAAAGGCAGUGUGGGGGUGUGGAGGGCCAUCAACCCCUAUCUGACCGGCAUUGGCAUCGCCUCCAUGUUGGUGUCGUUUUUGGUUGGGUUGUACUACAACACCCUAAUAGCCUGGAUCCUGUGGUAUCUUUUCAAUUCUUUUCAACAGCCUCUGCCCUGGACUCAGUGUCCACUUAAUGGAAAUAUGACAGAAUUUGUACCGGAAUGCCAACGGAGCUCCACUGUGGAUUAUUUCUUUUACAGAGAGACUCUGAAUAGUUCUGGCUCCAUAGCAGAAUCUGGGGGAAUCCAGUGGCCGAUGGUGGUUUGUCUGCUCACAGCCUGGACAAUUGUAGCUAUCUGCUGCAUUAGAGGAAUAAGCACUUCAGGCAAGGCAGUUUACGUCACAGCAAUCCUGCCAUAUAUAGUGCUGGGAAUCUUCCUUAUCCGAGGAGCAACUCUGAAAGGUGCCGUGAGCGGAAUAAAAUUCCUCUUCACCCCAGACGUGGAGGAGUUGAUUAAACCAACAACUUGGCUGGAUGCAGGAGCUCAGGUGUUUUACGCCUUCGGCUUGGCAUGGGGAGGCCUAAUCUCCUUCUCAAGCUACAACCCUGUUCACAACAACUGUGUGCAAGAUGCUGUGAUCCUCUCUGUGGUCACUGGACUCACUUCAGUCUAUGCUGCCCUGGUGACCUACUCCAUCAUUGGCUUCAGAGCCACUGAGAAAUACGACUCCUGUAUCACUGAAAACAUUGUGAGACUGUUAAAUACAUUUGAUCUUCCUGAGGACAACAUCACGUCAAGCAGCUAUGAUGCAGCCUUUAAUAAUCUGAACAGCUCCUAUCCUGAUGUCAUUCUGGGACUGGACCUCCGAACCUGUGACAUGCAGAAACUCCUCAGUGAGGGAGUGGAAGGAACUGGUCUGGCCUUCAUCGUCUUCACGGAGGCCAUCACCAAAAUGCCUGGCUCUCCGAUAUGGUCUGUCCUCUUUUUCAUCAUGCUCCUCUGCCUUGGACUCUCCACUCUGUUUGGCAACAUUGAGGGAGUGGUGGUCCCCUUGAAAGACUUACGAAUAUUUCCUAAAAAAUGGCCCCACGAAGUACUGACUGGGCUGACAUGCGUUGUCUCAUUCAUAAUAUGCCUGCUGUUUACGCAGAGUUCAGGACUUUAUUGGGUCACUUUCUUUGAUAAUUUUGCUGGAUCAGUCCCUCUACUGACCAUUGGAUUCUUUGAAAUGAUUGCUGUUGUCUACAUCUAUGGCAUAGACAGGUUCAACAAGGACAUAGAGUUCAUGGUUGGACACAAGCCAUCAAUCUUCUGGCAGGUUACAUGGAGAGUCGUCAGUCCUUUGAUUGUCUUGGUCAUCCUAGUUUUCUAUCUGGUGACUCAAGCACAACAGAAGCUCACCUACCAAGUUUGGGACCCUGACUCUGAGGAGUUUCCAGCUCUGGCAUCAGUGGAAUACCCUUCCUGGAUCAAUGCAGCGAUAUUUCUUGUUGCAGGAGUCCCCAGCCUGGCCGUACCUGUGUAUGCAAUAUGCAGACUGAUAUAUGUGUCAUGCAGAAAAAAAUAAUUCAAGUGCCAUACAUUCCACCUCAACCUCUCUGCUGCUUUAUAUAACGUGUUAGUAUUCACACAAUACAUACAUUUUAAAUGCUAUUUGUCAUCACAGCACCCAAAGAAAAACAUUUUGUGUAUAUUUCAUGCUUUUUAGUUAAGUACUUAUAUAUAUACUUAGAUUUUUAUUUUCAGUUGAUUAACUUUUUAAUGACUAAAUAAAUUAUGUUGAUUGUA
Molecule: messenger RNA, 2171 nt
Organism: Fundulus heteroclitus (mummichog)
Lineage: Eukaryota; Metazoa; Chordata; Actinopteri; Cyprinodontiformes; Fundulidae
Product: sodium-dependent neutral amino acid transporter B(0)AT1
Exons: 12
Biological process (GO): sodium ion transmembrane transport
Cellular component (GO): membrane
Source: RefSeq, a predicted model, not a curated record